Messenger RNA from Cladophialophora carrionii CBS 160.54, 897 nucleotides. RefSeq lists its product as uncharacterized. NCBI's taxonomy places the organism in Eukaryota, Fungi, Ascomycota, Eurotiomycetes, Chaetothyriales, Herpotrichiellaceae. The record is from RefSeq and is a predicted model, not a curated record. The transcript is spliced from 2 exons. Bases 1 to 897 code for a protein of 298 amino acids.
AUGACUGAGAGCAAACAGCCAUCGACAGAGGGAGCUGGGACAGGAGCGGGCCUUAUCUACCGCCCGGCCGAAGCGCAAGAAGACGACCUCCUCUCAAGAAUCCUCUGCAAUGCAUUUCUUCCGCUAUGGAAUCACAACUGGUUCCAUGGUAUAUCUCACCCAUUGGAGCCCGUCACGAUCGGCACGACGGACAGCAAUCCACCGAUGAGCAGACUGCAGAGAUCGCGAGUGCGCUUCUACCUCGGCUUGAUCAAGGUGACCAGACUGAUAGGCGGGGUUGUGCUCGUCGCGGAAGUCCCGUCCACUGCUACGGGCACGCCCACGGCAGCAGAGUCGGCCGACGCCACGAGCGCGACGCGCGACAUCGGCGCCAUUCUCUUGUGGCUUCCUCCCUCAAAGCGACUCGGCGGCUUAGACAUUCCUACGCUCUGGCGCUCGGGCUUGCUGUCGCUUAUGCUACCCUGGCACUAUGGGCUGACGGGCUUCUACCGCAUCGAUCUCGUCUUCGAAGAGAACAUUGCCAAAAUGUGGGCGCGCACGCUUCCGGACCUCCCGCCACGAGGCUUCAAGGAAAGCGACUGUGGCUUCGUGCAGAUGAUCGCCAGGAAUCCCAAAUACGCGCGCAAGGGGUACGCUUCUGGACUGUUAAAGUAUCAGAUGGACCGGCAUUUUGCAGAGUUUCCCGACAGGCCGGUGCUCCUGGAUACGACGACCUUGGAGGGGAUCAGGGCGUACGAGAGGUUGGGAUUCAAGUUGUUGGCCGAGACCCCAGUGGACACAGGCACGGACGCCAGGGGGAUGAUGUUGACAAAGAAUGCGAGCGAAGAGGUCAAGAAGGAAGCACAAGAGAUCUGUGUACAGAGGGUGAUGGCGAGGCUGCCGGGAGGAGAUUUCUGA